Molecule: messenger RNA, 5876 nt
Organism: Danaus plexippus (monarch butterfly)
Lineage: Eukaryota; Metazoa; Arthropoda; Insecta; Lepidoptera; Nymphalidae
Exons: 27
Coding region: 174-5852 (1892 amino acids)
Biological process (GO): homophilic cell-cell adhesion
Cellular component (GO): catenin complex; plasma membrane
Molecular function (GO): cadherin binding; calcium ion binding
Source: RefSeq, a predicted model, not a curated record
GCCGACAAUUAGUUUUGUAUAUAAUCAUAUCUGAAACUGUUGUUUUACGCUUUAUAGUUUUUUCUUUGUUCAGUGUAAACAUCAUUUAAAAAGUUCAAAGAUCUCAUAGUUAUUAGAUGUGAAAAUACUAGUGUCUUGUAUAGUUUUUCUGUGAUGUACGAGCGUGCUGAAAAAUGUGGAAGCAAGCUUAUAGAGUUGUAGUGAUACUUGUAGCAUCUGGAUUUUUUCACCACAGUCAUGCUUGCACAGUAGAAGACGUAGACCAGAGCGUUCCUGUUACAAGAGAAAUAAAAGACACAUUUAGAGGCAUCUUUUUUUCAAGUAAUACUCAAAAUAUUCAAGAACCCGUUUCUUUAAUACAAAACGAAGGUCUAAAGGAAGGACCGUAUCUUGAUAUUUUCCUAAAUAACUCACUGCUUACCAUCGGUACCAACGACAACUUUGCCAAUUAUGAAGAAGUUGAAACCGAAACGACUAUGAGAUACACAGUAAAUUUAGGAUGUACAAGUGGUUCGCGACUGAGUUUUGUUUUGAUUAUAAACAUAAGAGACACAAACAACAAUAACCCUAUAUUUCUGCAACCGGAAUACGAGUUUAACAUCGUCCUACCAGUUCCGCCUGGAUUCAUGGUCACCAAUUGUGAAAAUGACAUUGUUGUCAGAGAUAUAGAUCUUACCACUCGAAGGAUUGAUUUUAAACUGAAUGGAAGCGAUCUCUUUGAAAUAUCGUACGACCCAUCUUCUAAAGUUCCAAAAGAAUUUAAAUCGAUACUCAGAACGACUACUUUGAUAAGAUAUAUACCCGAGCAAAUAACACUGACGUUGACGGCCACGGAUGUCGACGAAACUAGCGAUCCGGCAAGAUCAAACACUACGACGGUUAUCAUCAAAGCAGACAAUCAAUUUCAAUUUCCUGAUGAGCCAAUAUUUUCACAACCUUUUUAUUUGGCAUCAUAUGAAAGGGAAAGCGAUUUUGUAUUACAAGAUACCAUUUAUUUGGAACAGGGUUAUGACGAUCAAGUAAAAUUCAGUUUUGAAAGCGAUUUUUCUGAAUACUUUAAUAUGAUCGUAGACGGUAACAAAGUUCAGUUUAAUAUGAAUAAAUCGAUACCAGUCCAAUUGUAUGAAAAAAAACAGAUAUAUUUAGUUGUAAAAGCAGAAAGAGAGUACACUAGUGGUGCCACUGCUGCGGUUAUUUUGAAAUUACCAAUAGAUACUAAGUUAGAAUUUGAGAGAGCUAUUUACAAAGGAAAAAUAACUGAUAACGUUUUAAACCUAACAGAUUUAAUAUUAAAACAAGGCUAUGAACAUUCCAAUAUAACAGUAGAAAUAAGCAGUGAAUACUCUUUCAAAGCGACUGUUCUAUCAAAUAUCAUAAAAUUAUCAAUGGAUCCUUUGACGGAGGAUGUUAUUAGAAAUAAUAAUUUUAUUGGUUUGGAAGUACUAGCCUCAAAUAACCGAACUAAGGCAAGAACUAUUGUAGUAUUAGAAAUCAUCAAAGAAGAUACCAUAACUCCAGUAUUUGAAAAAUAUAUAUAUAAUGGUAAUUAUAGCAACGAAACGGGAUUUGUCAUGGACGAUAUCAUAUUAAUUCAAGGCUUUGAUGAAACAGUCAACCUAACUCUAGAAGGAGAAUACUUCACAUUCUUCGAAAUAUCGCAGGAUGGAGCAAGAAUAAGACUUAAACCUUUGGCUACACCUGAAGAAUUGAUGAAAACAAAUAUUAUUUUAAGCAUACUUGCUGUUAAACCAAGAACAGUCGGAGCACAUGCUACAAUCAAUAUAGCGGUGCCAUCAGCUAGAUCUUUGGUUUUUGAAAAGGAUUUGUAUAUUGGAACAAUAGAAAAGAAUAAUUUAACACUCAACAACAUUGUUCUAACCGAAGGAUAUGCCUCAGACAUUAAUUUCACCUUAACUGGCGAUCUUUCAAAUCACUUUUCCGUAAGUAACAAUCAAAACAUCCUAACUGUCUCCGUAACAACGGAAUUGCCGGAGACAGUUGUAUUGGAGAACGACUUUAUUGUAUUGACUCUCGUUGCAUUUGGAAUGAAAGCUAUUACAACUUCAACAAAUAUCGUCAUUCGAAUAAUAAAAGAGGACUAUCUAACUCCCAUUUUUAACGAGCGGAUCUAUUCUGUAAAGUACGAGAAUGAUCAACUAAAUGCCGUCAAUAUGACAUUGAUCCAAGGUUUUGACGAAACUGUCACAUUUGAAUUGAUUGGCGUCCACAGAGAAUUCUUUAGUUUAGAAACUAGUCUCAACACAAUAAAACUAGUUGUGAACUCCACUAUACCAGAAGAUAUUAUAUUUAAUGAAAAGGUUAUCAUAUUAAAUGUUGUGGCUCGAAAGCCCCUAACAGUUGGAGCAAAUGCAGCAGUGUAUAUUACAUUUCCACCAGAGAUGACAGAGCUAGGCGUAUUGAAUUUCACCCAAAAUGCCUAUAGUGGUUCUUUAAAAGAGGGCGUCCUUAUAGUAGAAGAUAUAAUACUUGAAUAUGGUUACACGCCACAAACUACAUUUAUUCUAAGCGGAGACCAUUCAGAUAAAUUUUCCUUAAAUUAUUCAAGCAAUGUUAUCACAGUAAUACUAAACAGUAAUGUAUCGUUGGAGGAAAUCGAAAGACAGAAUUUUAUUACUUUAGAAGUUAAAGCAACAAGAAGAAGGACUAUUCCAGCAACAACUGUAGUAGUGGUGUAUAUCAAUAGAACUAGCAUAGGUAGUCCCAUAUUUGAACAAGCAUUUUAUAGCGGCAGUUACACUAACGAUGGUGGAUUAGUAUUUGAACAAGUAAUAUCAUUACAGGAAGGUUUUGAUAGUACUGUAGAAUUUAAUUUAGAAAAAGAAUAUUCACAGUGGUUUGUGUUGGAACAAAAUGGCAAUUCUGUAAUAUUAAAAUUAAAUACUUCAAAUCCUAUACCAGAGGCCAUCACAGAAAAAAACAAGCAAUUUUUAAUCACAAUUUUUGCCAGGAAACCAGAAACGGUUGAUGGAAGAGCAGUCAUAUAUAUAGAUCUACCGAAAGAAAAUAGCAAUAUCAGAAUUCUUCAAUUUGAACAUGUCAGCUAUUUGGGAAGUAUAGAAAGCGGAGUAAUACAACUAGAAGAGAUUCGUCUCAGGACCGAAAUUACGUCAGCGAUGGAUUUCAAUAUAACCGGAGUUGCAGAAUACGCAUCGUAUUUUACGAUCUCUAAACAGACUGAAUCUAUACAGAUUGACAUCAUGGACGCGCCGCCAGAAGUAUUUGAAAACAAUGACUUUUUAGUUCUCAAUAUAAAUGUGUUUGAAGUCGGAUCUGUAAGUGGACAUACCACUGCCGUAUUGAAUAUAAUAAAAGAUAGACAGUAUAAAAAUAUUACCCCCGUAUUUAGCGAAGCCUAUUACACUGGACAGUAUUCUAAAGAUACUGGCCUUUUAUUCUCAUCUAUAAUAACCCUCAUCCAAGGUUAUGACGAAACUGUGACAUUUUUACUCGACAGCGAAGACUCGAAAGGUUUUGAAUUAGUAGAGACAGACGUAAAUAAUUUCACACUGACAUUCAAUGGAAGUUCAAGUGAAGGACAUAAGAAGAAUUACUUAUUGUUCCCCGUUAUAGCACUUAAACCAAACUCCAGACAAGGAAGCGCUGCAAUAUUUAUUUCUAUGACAGGAUCUCCGGAGACGAAUGUAUUCUUUGAUAAAAUUCUUUACAAUGGGAAACUAGAGGAUGACAUUCUCUCACACGAUACCAUAACAUUGACAGGUUUUAAUGGAACAAAUAUUUUAAUAACGGGUGAAAACUCGAGACUUUUUGAAGCGGAAUUCAUUAACGGCUUUGUAAAAGUCACAACAACGUCUUCUUCAGAAUUUCCGAGAGAGCUUACCCACAUAGCACUUGAAUUACAAGCAGGGAGUGCAAAGUCAGUACUUUUAAUAGAUGUCAGUUUUUCAGAUAAUCCGGAUCUGCCAAAGAUAGCAUUUAAAUCAGAAUCUUACUUCUUUUGGGCCGAUGUCAAACAGACGGGAGAAAUUGGAAAAGUUGAAGCAACGGUUGAUAAUGAUGAAGCUGUCACGUACUCCUUGCGUGUCACUAAUGAUCACAUAGCAUCUCGGCUUAACAUAGAUGAAAGUAAUGGAGUAUUACAGUUAACAAACGUCGCCGAGAAGGGAAUAUAUAAUUUCAAUGUGAAAGCGACUUCAGUUCAAAGCAAAGUUGAAGCUACAGCAUCAGUGCUAUUGCGUGUUGACGCUCUGCCGGAUUGCGGCGGCGAGGUUGGCUUAUCACCUUUGAUAGUUAUUGAAAGAGUUGAAGAAGAAGCUCAUUAUAAUUUGGUUGUCUUAAAUGAGACUGAACAUGAGGGUUGUAAGUAUACAUUAACAAACGUCUUCCCCGAAGAUCAAUCCUGGCUAUACGUCGAAAAUAACGGAUUGCAUACAAAGCCUAUUGACCGAGAGGACAAAUCAAUUGCUUUCAUGACUCUGUCUCAGAUUCAAGUGGAAUUAACACUUAAGUGCGACAGUGAUGGAGUACCGGCCUUCGCUAAGCGUUCAUUAGACGCAGACGAUAGCUCGUACCUCUAUUCUUACGACUACGGUCCUAAUAAAUGGGUCCUGACUGACACCAUUUUAUAUAAUGCCAGACGAAGCUUCGUGAACCUUAUCGUCAAAGAUAUUAAUGAUAAUUCACCAAAAUUCAACGGAAAGGAAAAUGAUACAAUUUACGUCGGAUAUCCGGUGUCCGAAAUAGAGGGGCUCGUUCUUCCACGUGCUCUUGCUGAAUUGAAGGCGACAGAUGAGGAUAUAGGAGAAAAUGCAGCUAUAAUGUAUUGGAGCGGGGAAGACAAUCUGGCCGUUUCACCAAAUACCGGUUUAGUUCACGUUCGCAAUAACGCAAAAUUGGAAAACAAUUCCCGUUUAACAGUAUAUGCUAUCGACCAAAACGGACAAGGGAACAACGGCUCUAUAGAUAUUGUGGUUAAAUUAUUAAAUAAAAACCAAAUUGCCGUCCUGACUAUAAGAAACGCAUUCUUGGAGGAUGAAUCUAACGUUUUAAAUGACUUGAGUAAUUCGGUGGGAUACGACAUUAAGGUUUUAAGGUCUAUUGUGAUUUCUGAUAGCUAUGACGAAUCCAAUAGAACGAAACGAGGCAUAAAUAGCAAUAGUGGAUCGUCUCUGCAACUAUAUGUUUAUGGUUUAAAGGAAAGUGAACCAGUCGACAUCAAUCAAUUGACCGGUGAUAUUAACAAUAAUAACGUAGCUACAAUCACCAUAGCCAGGAUUCUAUCUUUAGAAGAUCAUCUUGACAGUCUAGCGAUAUGUCCCGGACUGGAACGUGAUAUAGGCCUGCUAGCUACAACCAUCGCAUUAUCUAUCCUGAUAUUAAUUUUAAUUAUUGCGAUAUCUGUCUUGUUCUUCCUUAAAUGGAGAAUAACAAGAAACUACGAGAGAUUCAGUGAUAGCAACAGUACUACUUCCCAGCUAGCUUCACCCAAGCUUCCUGUUAUUGAAGUUCCUCAGAAAACACGUCUCAAUAUGGAGGAAAUAAAAAGGAGUGAGAAGAGACUACAAGAAAUGUUAGAAGAACCGGUCGAAAGUCAACUCGAUUCCGAAACAGACGAUAUUAAAGAAGUAAAUGAGACUCUUGAUGAGGCCAUUGUUAACAUAUCAAGUGAUGUUCAAUUACCUAUUAUAAUACAAUCAAUAGAUAAGCUGAAAGAUGGUAAUGACGAGUCUGAUGAUAAUGACGAAUAUGGUGAAAUGAAACAACCGCGGAAAUCUGUUGUGACGUUCAAUGAAAACGUUGAGAAAAUCAUUCAUAUAGAAGACGUUAAUGAAGAUGAAAGCUCAGAGCAGAGUUUUGAAGUUUAUAAAUUUUAAUAAAAAUUAUAUAUUGUUUUUUCA